ACUGGCUACACAGCCCACCGUUUUUGCAGUUGCCUUACGGUGCACAGCCCUCUUACAUAACCGCCGCUCCUGGCGAAUCCGUACUUUCUGAAAAAGCACGUUGUUGUUUGUUCAUAGUUGGAAGGAAUUGAGUUUUUCUAACCCGUCGUUUCCAAUUUAUCUCUUUUUUGCUCUUGCUCUUGCUCUUGCUUGUAUCGUUUAUUCCAUCUCGUCAACUCAAAUCUUGCAUUUAUCAUCUAUCGCAUACUGGGUCGGUUUCUUUAACUUCUUUCGUUUUAAAGGUACCGAAAUUUAGCACCCAAACCAUCAACGAUCGUUCGCAUCUGCAUUUCCAUACAUCCAUACAUCCAUAUAUCCAUCGUUCUCUUUUCUCGGCUGGCCAGAGAAAAAUCACGAAAAUCAAAUUAAAUCUCAAACAAAAUCUCGAAACGUCAAACAUCGAUUUUCGUCCAUUCUCCACGGCAAAAAUGCAGUUCACUACCGCCGCUCUAUCCCUCUUUGUCGCCGUCGCCGCGGCUCAGAACUCCACACUUCCCGACCUAGUCUCCCAGUUGCCCACAUGCGCCGCGGGCUGUCUUAACAGUUCGGCGCAAUCAGCUGGUUGCGCUACUACGGACUUCGCAUGUCUCUGCGGCGACAAGAGGGAAUCUUUCAUCUCUAGCAUCACCGGCUGUAUUGCUCUAUCGUCCGGGUGCUCUGGAGACGAUAUUAGCAAGCUUCAAACUCUUGCCCCCGAAAUCUGCCAAGCCGAGUCAGCGAACCCGGACCCCGCUGCCGUUGCAUCAGCUUCCGGCAUCGUCGCUUCCGCCGUCGGCACCGCGACUCCUACAUCAACACCCAAUGCCGCAGCCGGUUCGGAGAUCGGUAUGGGAUUAAUGGGAGUCGCCGCUCUCGCCGCCCUAGCCUUGUAGAGUUCUCAUCCUUCGUCGCAUAUACUGAGAAGCGUUCACACCUUCUCACAUUAGAUUUCAUGAUCAUUAAUGACCCGGGCUUACACGGAUAGCUGUAUUAUAGAGAUCAUAGACUGGUAGGAUCGGGUAAUAAUUCACAAGGCUGGAUACAAUAGGGGAUAUAAUAGCAUAUUAAAAAUGCUACAUCUGGGGUUCGUAGGGUUUGAAUAUAGCCCGAGUAGAUUCAAGUCAUCUACUAAUACAUAUCUACAUUCGUAUAUACUAUCAUGAGACCAACCAUAGGGGGGUUAAUAACUGUUGUUGCGCUAAGGGAUCGCAAGUAAUAGCUGUGGGAACUAUCGUAUACAUACACAAGUAGCAUCUUUGUUCUAGGGGUUCCUUUGUCCUCAUAUCGGCGAUAA
Molecule: messenger RNA, 1312 nt
Organism: Hypoxylon trugodes
Lineage: Eukaryota; Fungi; Ascomycota; Sordariomycetes; Xylariales; Hypoxylaceae
Exons: 2
Coding region: 468-911 (147 amino acids)
Source: RefSeq, a predicted model, not a curated record